AUGCAGGACAUCGAUCUUCACACCAUCCUCGAGGACUUCACUCAUGAAGUGACGCGACCUCAAUCCGCUCAACAUAUUCUGCCCGCACCUGCCAAGGCCGAAGCCGAGGCUGAGGCUCCUCCGAUCGCUUUCACGGUCACGCCUCUGGAGACUGUGACCUUCGAUCUUCUGACCCCUCCACCUUCCAUCUCACCGGUAUCCAUUGUGGCCUCGGAGUUGUCGACGUCCUCCGCCUCUUCUCCGUCUUCCCAUCCAAGCCUGGUGCCAUCCUCAACGGAUCCAGAGUCCAUUCUCGGACUCAUCCAAUUCUUCCUCCACAUUCAAUCCGACCUCAGUGAGGUUCAUCAAUGGAUUAAGGCCGCGUUCGACCACCAAGAUCUCAUCCUGGCCCGCCAACUCUGGCUAUAUCUCCACCCGAAUGAAAGAGAGCACGAACUGGACGAGGUCAACGACAAGAACCUCCUCAUCCAGAAUAUUCUCAAAAUGAUCCACGGCUCCGAAUCUCAGAACACCCAGGAGCACGCCAUCUCCAUCAACCUGGACCGUUUGGUGCGCAUCUCUCGGGAUGUUCUCAAAUUGCCCGCGGCAAUGAGACGGAGUCAGAAAACCAAAGAUCUCGUGCACCACGUGUGCAAAUAUUGCCAGAAAACUUUCACCGCUAACACCAAUCUGAAGAGUCAUAUCCGCAAGUACCACGAACUGGACAAGGGCUUCAUCUGCUCCUUUUGCGGGAGCGUGUUCGGGGACAGCAAGAAUCUGAGGGAUCACGAGCUCAGAGUGCACGAGGAAGAGCUCCGAGACACCGCCGCAGAUCCCUUGGCCACCGGUACCAACCCCUCCUCGAGGAUGAUCAAUCAAGGUGCCAGUGGUGGUAGUAGUGGCAGUAGUACCACAACCCCCGCGCAUGUUCCCCUUCGUCAAGAAAAGUCUCAAAAUAGUGUCCGUCUUCAUCCCUGUGGACAAUGCAACAAGGCUUUCAAACGGAAGAAUCGCUUGCGAGAGCAUCAUCACCGAGUGCACCUCCAAGAUAAUCACAACAAGACCAACUGUCCUUUUCCGGGAUGCAGCUCGUUAUUCACCUCGAAAUGGCUUUUGAAACAACACGUGAGCGUGGUCCAUUGGAAGGAGAAGACCCAUUCUUGUCCUGAGUGCGACAAGAAGUUCGGGUACGCCCAUCACGUCGUGGUGCACAUGAAGCAGAUCCACGGGAUCGAGAACCCGCGGAAACACCCCCAACAGAACCCGAGCAAUGGAACUUGUUAG
Molecule: messenger RNA, 1263 nt
Organism: Tigriopus californicus
Lineage: Eukaryota; Metazoa; Arthropoda; Copepoda; Harpacticoida; Harpacticidae
Product: zinc finger protein 182-like
Exons: 1
Coding region: 1-1263 (420 amino acids)
Source: RefSeq, a predicted model, not a curated record